AUGGAUCUAUCAUGCUAUUUUCGUCAGGAUGAGCGCGCAGAACUGGACCGAGUAUUUACAGCCACGCUGGAAAAUGAUAGUGCCCUUGUCUUCUGGACAGGAAUAUCACCAGACCUUGCGAAGACUUGGGCCGGCAAGAACAAUCUGAAAACUUUGACUAUGGCGAUGGGUGCGCUCUAUAGCGACCAAAGCGCAGCAAGCCUUCGAUCUCGAAAAACAACUAAGUCAUGGUCCUCGUUCAUGAAAGGGGCGUCUGGACUGUUCGCUCAACAUGCAUGCCAUGGCCGGCGUGCUAUCGUACUCACAAACCCGCCUCCAAAUACUUAUAGCACAAGGUUACGUUCAAAUUAUCGCGACAUCGAAGAGCCAAUACUCAAAGGGGUCGGAUGUAAAGUACAUACGAUUAGGAUCGAUCAUGCGCAUCCUACAGUUCCUGGUGCUGAACUUUUUGUGUAUCAGACCUGGCCGGAGGACACAUCGUUCAAGUGG
Molecule: messenger RNA, 489 nt
Organism: Zymoseptoria tritici IPO323
Lineage: Eukaryota; Fungi; Ascomycota; Dothideomycetes; Mycosphaerellales; Mycosphaerellaceae
Exons: 1
Source: RefSeq, a predicted model, not a curated record